AUGGUGGUGCCGGCGCCGGCCUCUGGUGGGCAGGGUGGCCGCCAGCCCGAGGGCCGAGAGGCAUGCCGGGCCUUGGCGGGAUCGCGUGUCGAGGGCGGUGCCGCUGAGAAGGGAGGGGACGGGGGGCGGGAGGCGGAGGGGGAUGAGGACGCGCCGGCGUGCCGGAUCUGCCGCAUGGGGGACGGCGAGGACGGGCGGCUGUUCCACCCCUGCCGUUGCUCGGGGAGCAUCAAGCACGUUCACGAGGCGUGCCUGACGCAGUGGUUGCGGCACUCGGGGAACACGUGUUGCGAGGUGUGUCGACACCGUUUCACGUUUUCACCUGUUUAUGCGGAAGACACUCCAGAGAAGCUGCCGCUGCAGGUCUUAGUGGGUGGAUCGAUGAAGAAAAUCCUAACUGGUUUGGGAUUCGCCUUCAGGCUUGUUCUGGUGUGGUGGGCAUGGCUGAUCGUGCUGCCAUUGACUACAUGCUUCCUUUGGCGGGCUGCCUUCUCGCCAACUCUGCAAGAGAUCCCAUCUAUGCUGCUGCAGCGUAUGAACCCCGCGGCGUUGACCUUUGAUUGUGUGCAGGGGUCGCUCCUCACGGCCAGCUUGUUUAUGGUAAUGUUUGUGAUAUCCUACAUCAAGGACCACUACGAGCACUGGGUCUCCACCUUGGAGCAGCAGUUCGAUGCCAAGCUCACUGAACUGAUGGACCUCUGGUCGCAGAGCAUGGAUUCUGAGCAAGGUAGCCCCAGGGUCGAUGAACUGCAGCCCAGCACCCCUGCAGGAGCACCAACUGCCCAAACAUCAGGCGACCUGGACAGGCAGGACAGUGGGCUGGGCGCCUGUGGAUCUGGGGAGGCACCCGGGGCGGGCGCGAGUCAGGAGCACCGCGUGCAGGCCUGGGCCCAGGGUGGCAUUGGGAAUGUCGAUUCCUCGGCUUUGAACAGCGAGGGUGGGGCAGAGUCCGCCGGGCCAACCCGGCUAGGGCGUGGCCCCACCCCUGCGUCAGGGGAAGUGGCAGAGAAUGGGGCCUCCACCAGGGGGCAUGAUGAUCGGCCAAAUGGUGGUGAGGCUGGGGAUUUGCAGGCUGGAGGAGCGGGGAAUGGGAUGGCGGCAGGGAUGCCGGCGGGGGCGGAGCAGGCGGGGCGGAUGGCGGUGAACGUCCAGCGGCCGGCGGCUGCGCCCCGGGCCGAAAGGCCGGACCGCCAGGCCGACUUCUGGUGGGACCACAACGUGCUGGACGAGCAGAUCGCGCACUUCGAGGAGCACGUCAACGGCCAGCUGAACGACCAGCCGCUGGAGCAGCUGCUGGGCCUGCGGGGGCCCCUGGAGAACGUCGUGCUCAAUGUGGUGACGAUGAUCAUCUUCAACGCCGCGCUGGUGGCCGGCCUGGUCUGGCUGCCGUUGCGCGUGGGCGGCUGGGCGAUGGCCAUGGCCGCAUCCGCGGUGGACACCCUCCGAUCGUCGACGGCGUGGGAGGCGGGCGUCAUGUGGGAGGCCGUGGUGGCCCACGGCGUGACGCUGCUGGGCCUCAGCGAUCCGCUGUACCACGCCUCGCCGCACCAGCCCUGGCAGGGCCGGCCGGCGGCCACAUCCCCGCCCGCGCCCGGCGCCUGCCUGGCGCCGACGCUGGAGACGAUCGUCCUGCCGCACCUGCGGGUGAGCGGCCUGCACGACUCGGCGCCGCUGAACCAGAUGUCGCUGCAGAUCGCGCGCGUGGUGGCGGAGCUCGAGGCGCAGGUCAUCCCUCCCACCAGCGACGACCUGGUGGACAUGUUCGCGGGCUAUGCCGUGCUCAUGAACAUCGGCUUCGCGGCAUUCUGGGGUUACCUGUCCUUCCGGGUUUGGUCCAGGCGCCCGGCCACCACCCUGGCCGCCCCGGCCUCCCUGGCGCGAAAGUGGUUCUGGCAGUCGGUCGUGGGGCUGGGCGUGGCGGGCAAGUUCGUGCUGCUGCUCUUCCUGGAGCUCCUGGUGUUCCCCACAGGUUUCGGCUACUGGCUGCACCUCUGCAUGCUGCCCGUCUUCAAGACCACCACCUUCAGGGAGCUGUCCUGGCUGAGCCUGAGCUUCCACUGGCUGUGUGGUAUGGGAUUCCUACUCGGGUUCACAUCGCUGGUGCGUCUGCUGCGGGAGGUGCUGCGCCCUGGGGCGCUGCGUUUCCUGCGGGAUCCCACCCGCCCAGACCAGGACCCCUUCCAGGAAAUGGCAUCUGAGCCCCUGGCAAAGCAGCUGCUGGGCAUCGUUAUAUCAUGUGUCAUCUACGCCAACCUCGGUGUCAUCUUCCUCCACAUACCCUCCCGCAUUGCCCGAUACGCCUGCACCCACCUCUACCCUAUAAAGUACCUAUUCAGCCGGGUGCCACUCUCCCAGCUGCCUGUCGACCUCCUGCUGUUCCACAUCUUCCUGCCCUUCACCAUCGAGCACUUCCUGCAGCGGCUGGUCAAGGAGUCGUUUCAGGCCUGGCUGCGGUGGGCCAGCCUGUUGUCAGGCCUGGACGAGUACCUCCUGCCCAGUGACCAGUUUGGAAUGGUGCGGCGGAGCUGGGCGAGAGUGCGGCAGUGGCAAGCUAAUGUGUUCGGCAAAUUCCAACUUGGCACUUUGGGGCUGGCACGGGCGCUGGGUGUGCAGACUGCUCCACCUGAGCGGCAGAGAGGGGCGGCAGAAGAGUCGGCGGAUCGAGCAGAUGGGCCAUCUCCAGCUGUGUGUGUAGCAUCUGGCGAUGGAGAGUCUGCAGGGGAAAUGCACAGGCAAGGGGCGUGUGAUGGGUUUGAAGAGGCUUGCCUUGCCCCAACCGAGGACUGCUCGCUCUCUGAUGAUACAGAGUUUGAUGGGGAGAGUGGGAAGAUCAGCCAGCGGCCUGCAGCCAGGUCGUCGGAUCUGGCAACGAGCAGCGCGACAACUGACACCAAUUCCUGCUCGAGUUGUGGCGUCAACCAAGCGGUGCCUUUGGCACCACAAGAGAGCGAUGUGAAGCCUGCCCGGCGUGAGCCGGCACAGUCCGGUGUGCGGCCCACCCCUGCCAUUGCAGUGGACCAGUCCUCUACCACAGUUCAAAGGGAGCCCCAUGAGCUCGAGAGUGACCCCACUUUUCCCCUGAGGGUGGCGUGCCUUGUCCUGAUCUGGGGCUUGACGAUGGUGGUGUGCCAUGCACUGAUGCUGAUCGUGCCUGUAUCGCUGGGGCGCGCUCUGUGCCUUGUGCUCUUCGAUUUCUACCGCAAUGCAUUCAGGCACCUGCCAGGCACGCCCAUCCACGACCUCUUCACCUCCUACAUCGGAAUGGUCGUUCUGUACUCGCUCCUGGACUUGGGGCGGACGGCCAUCAUGGCGCGCCACCGCCUCAACGCUGGCCUGCAGAACAUGAUCCACAAUGGCCUGCAGGCGCUGGGCACCUUUGCCAAAUGCUCCCUAUUUUUGGUUGUGUGGCUGGGCCUUGUGGCAGCAGGCUUCGGUAGCUUCAUAGAGCUGGCGCUGCGGCCAAUCAAGGCACAGUUGGAUGGCCAAGCUGGGGCGGUGGAGCCCUUGAGGGCGUGGUCCAUUGGGAUCACGGCGCUGAUGGUGUGGCACUUGGCAGUGAAGAGAACUGAGGUGCAGCAGCGCGGCCGGGAACCGGCCCACCACACCAACAACCUGCAUGAGGAGUUUGCGGCGAUGCAGCGCAACGGCCUGAUGAACCUGCGCCUUGGGGGGGCCAUGCGGCGGCUGGUUGGUCCCCUGCUGCUGCGCUUGCUGGCCGCCCUCGGAGGCCCAUGGGUCUUCACGCGGGUGCUGCUGCCCCUGCUGGGCGCCCCUGAGAAGGUGGUGGCCGUGGCUGAGCUGCAUGCCCACCUGGCCCUCCUCCUUCUGGUGCUGGUGGCGCGGGGCGUGGAGCUGAUCAAGAGCACGUUCCGGCAGCUGCACGACGUCAUACGGGAUGACCAGUACCUAGUGCGGCAACAGCGGUGA
Ostreobium quekettii is the source of this 3927-nucleotide messenger RNA. The record is from the annotation of a GenBank genome assembly. NCBI's taxonomy places the organism in Eukaryota, Viridiplantae, Chlorophyta, Ulvophyceae, Bryopsidales, Ostreobiaceae.